CUGAAGAAUACUGGAUGGGAGCUCAGCAGGACAUGAAGGGACCAGAUACCUCUUUCUUUGUUGAGCCACCAGUGCCCCCCGCAGCCACAGAAGCCAUAAGGACGAGCCUGCCCGAGAGCCCCACGGCAGCAGCAGCCCCUGGGAACGUUCCUGCUGCAGCCCCAGCACUGCCAGGAGAGGCUGCAGCCACCGAGGGACCAAAGGCUGCAGCUCCAGGUGCAGCCUCUGUUCCCCCCGCCGACGCCGCGUUCCUUCCCGCAGAGAAAGCUGGAGACACCAAACCUCCCCAGAGUCCUGCAGCAGCAGCAGCCAGCCCUUUCCAGGCCACGGAUGGAGGCUUUUCUCCUGCACCUGAAGCCAACCCUGCCAAAGGUGUCAAUGACACGUCCACCCCAGGGACAGAGCUCGGCUUCGCCCCGGCAGCAGAUGCUGGAUCCCACCAUGGGGUGGAUUUGGGGUUUGCUCCAGCAGCAGGUGUGGAGUCCCACCAAGCCACGGAUCUGGGAUUUGGCCCAGCAGCAGGUAUGGAGACCCACCAAGCCAUGGAUUUUGGAUUUUCCCCAUCAGCAGGUGUGGAGUCCCACCAGAACAUAGAUUUGGGGUUUGCUCCAGCAGCAGGUGUGGAAUCUCACCAGAACAUGGAUUUGGGAUUUGCUCCAGCAGCAGGUGUGGAGUCCCACCAGACCAUGGAUUUGGGGUUUGCCCCGGCAGCAGAUGCGGAACCUCACCAUACCUUGGAUUUGGGAUUUGCUCCAGCAGCAGAUAACAAAGCUCAGCACGUUAUGGGCUCUGAGUUUUCUUCAGCAGCAGAAGUCAACCAUCACCAUGGCCUGGAUUCUGGCUUUGCUCCUGCAGCUCCAGCCAAGCCUGUCCCUGCUGUGGACGGUGGGAACGUGGAGGCUCAGCCUGGCCCUGCAGCUGCCCCCAGCCUUGCUGUGUCUGGGGAGCUGCUGACAUCUGAGGCUGCCCUUCAGCAGGACAAGUGUCCUGCAGAAGCAACAGCAAAGGUGGAGGCAGAAUCCAAAGUCCCAGAAAUUUGUGUGGAUCACUCAGAGGAGAUGAAGGACAGGAAACCUCCCCCGAGCCCCCGGGAGGAGGAAAUUCCCGGGAAAACCCAGCAGCCCCCGGAGGCAGCAGCUGAAGCAAAAGGAGCACUAGAAAACAAAGAGCUUCCAGAAAAAUCUGCUCCUGCUGAGAAUGGUGAGACACAGAAGGAGGAGGCUGAGCACAACCACGUCCAACAUGCAGAACCUCAGGAAGGGAAAACCCUGCAGGAGCCCACAGGUCUUCCCACUGCACAAGUCAGGCAAGCUCCCAAAUCCAGGGACCGUGGGUUUGGCAGAGCAAAACCUGCCCCAGUGCCUCUCACAGAUGUGCCAGAGGAGCAUCCUGUAGGUGUCACACAGCAGAAGAGUCCUGAGCCCAGAGCAGACCCCUGUUCCACAGUGGAGCUUGGCUGUGGUGCUGGAGCAUCCCCUCGCUUUAGGGCUCCUCACAAAAAGGCCACCAAUGUCCCCACGGAGCCUGUGGAGAGCUGCAGAGAUCCCCCCCAGGAAAACUGGGAUUUGGAAGGUGCCAUGGUGAAGAAAAAGAAAAAGAAACCAAAACAAAGGAGAAACCAGCUGCCAAGAGGGAUGGAGUUCUGGGAUGAGAAUGGAACAGCCUCCCGAGGUGCCAGGAGUGCUCCCUUUGGGGUGGAGUGGCAGAAGCCAGCCGUGUGUCCCAGAACACCCCCAGGAAGCAGAGCUCUGGAUGUGCCACAGGAUGCUAAAAUAACAGCAGGGAGUCAUAUCCUGGAGGAGCAAAAGGCCUUCCCUGUGCCAGCCCCAGGACAGCAGGGCCCAAAACCCAGCGUGCUGCAUGCCAGCCCCAGGGAGGAGAUGGAACCACAGGGAAGGAGAGGUGACAGCUGGAUGCUGGGAUCUAAGGGCAAAAGCAAAGAGGUUCCCUCAGAGCAGGUGGGCCAGACUGAGGUGCAGCAAUCUGCUGCAGCCAAGGAACCCAGCAAGGCCACGGAGAGAGAUUUCCCCAGGAAAAAUGAGAAGAGGGAGGACAGGGAGUCAAAAGGUGCCGAGCUGAAGGUCAAUCUGAGCAAGGCAGAAACUCCCUUACAGACCAACCCUUCAGAACUGCCCCUGUCCCAUAAAAACAAGGAGCCCAAAACCCCAUCUCCAGGGCAGGAAGCACCCAGUGACUCUGUCCAGCAGCCUUCCCUGCAAACAGCAGCCAAGAAAAACUGGGAAAGAAGCAAAGGGCUUGAAAGGGAAUCCCUCAAACAGCCUCACCUGGAGGCUGCAGCCGUGGAGGACAAGCUCCCUGCAGAGCCAAAGGCAGCUGGAGAAAGUAAAAGAGGGUCAGAGGGAGGAGUGAGGAGCCCAGCAGAUGCUCCUGGAGCUCCUGUUCCAGUUCCACCAGAAGCUGGGGAGGUUCCAGCUGGGCAGGACAGGGCCCAGGGUGUCCCCAAACAUCCCAGCCCUGGCGAGGCAGGGGGCAGGGGGGUGGCAGCAGAUCCAAAGCAAGGGAAAGGAGUCCCUGGUUCUGAGCAGCAGGCUGGGCCAGACCCCGGCCUGGCACACGGCACGGACCGGCCUAAGAAAAAGCGCAGCGAAGGGAGAGGCAAAAGAAUGAAAAGCUGCUCGGAGCAGGUGAUGCUCUCAGAGGAUGGAGGCAAAUCCUCUGAUGGAGGGAGGACAGACGAGGCUGGGAAGGAAGCAGUUUAUCCUGAAAAUGGCCAGGGUGUUCCUGCCAGAGGACACCCAUCAGGCAGCGCUGCACAGGCCUGUCCUGCAGACAAGCCCAAAAAAAGGGGCAGCGAUGGAAGGAGCAAAAAAGGGGAAAGGAGCUUUUUCCAGCAGCCUUUCCUUGAGAAUAAGAUGGACUCAGGGAGUUUUCCUGAGGGAGCUGAUAAGGUGAAGGAGGGCAGUGAUAAGGGCAGAGAGCAGGGCUGUAUCCCUGCUGGGGGCUUGCAGGAAAAUGCAGCUAAAAUGCAAAGGCCAAUUGAGCUGGGACCGGAGAAACCGAAAGAAAAUGUUGGGAAAGGUGAAACAGCUGAUUUGGGAGCUUUAGACCAAGCUUUGCUGCUGGAGAAGAGCAGAGAGGAAGCCAAAACUCCUGCUGUGGCUGCCACCAUCAGCCCCACAGAACAGGUGGGUUGGGCUGGGAAAGGCAGGGAGGCUGGAGGUGCUGGGCUCAGCUCGGAUGUGCCAGUGCUGGCAGAGAAACCCAGGAAGAGGAGCAGUGAUGGGAGAAGGAAACAGCCUGAGAAAAGCCCCUCUGGGCAGGCAGCUGUCCUGGGGGCUGGGGGGGAAGCCAGGCAGGAGCAGGUGGCUGGAGGCAGGAAGGAAAUGAGCUUGGCUGAGGAGAAGGGGUCUGGUUUGCAAAGAGAGAGGCUGGAGGAGGAGCUGGGCAAGCCCAAAAUCCAGGGUGGCACUGGGAGCUUCUCUGAGCAGCCAAAUCUUUCAGGCCAUAAAACAGAGACUUCAGAGCCAGAAAUAGGGAAAGGAAACUUGGAAACUAAAGGAACUUGGCCUGUGAAUAAAGGGAAGGAAGCAGAUAAAUCCCCGGAGCACAGGGCAGGGAUGCACAGUCCCACCAGGGAACUGGGCAUGGACAAGCCCAAGGGUAAAAGCAGAGAUGGGAAAGGCAAAAAGGCUGAGCACAGUCCUGAGCUGCAGCCAGGUGACAUCCCUGCAGUGGGACGUGUUCAGCCAGCUCAGUCUGAGGAGAGUAAAGAGAAUUCCAGGACUCCAGAGGUGCUGCUGGGUCACCUGCCUGAUCCUGCCAAGGUCCAGGCCCCUGCUUUGCCCCUGGAGCCAGGGAAGUCACACACAGGUGGUGAAGAGAAGCCCAGAAAGGGGGAGCCUGACCCACAGCAGCCUUUGCUGCUGGAGCAUAAAGCAGGAGCAGGGGUGCUCCCUCCUGCUGGCCUGGAGAUCAGGGACAAACCUGAGGCCAGAGGUGCCAGUCCUUGCAGCAGGAAUAAAAAUCCUAUUCCAGAGCAUCCAGCAGUGUCAGAUCUCAGCCUAGCCCCAGUCACCGAGAGAUCUAAAAAGAGGGGCUAUGAUGGAAGCAGUAAAAAGGCUAAAAAUGCCUCCAGGCAGCUUGUUCCUCUGGAGGCAAAAGCAGACAGGAGGGAAGCACAGCCUGCCGUGGGAGCUGGGCCGGAAUGUGGGGUGGAAGACACAGAUCUUGUAGAUGAAAACAGAAACAUUAAAAACUUUCCCACUGGCCCUCAAAGACUUGGCAGUAAUAAAGGAAGUGACUUCAAGUCCAUGUCUCAGACCCCAGCAAGUGGCCCUGGGGGUGGGGGUGAUGCUCCCUGUGGCCUCCCAAAGCAGGGAGAGGGGGGUGCAGGGACUGGGGGCCUUCCUCCUCCUCCUCCUCCUCCUCUGGAAGCAGUGGCAGAGAAAAGCAACAAAGAGCCUGGACUUGGUGCUAAGAAGGAGAUGCAGACCCUGAGAUCUCAUGAGCAGCCCAAAGAACCUGGAAAAGAGGUUUCCCAGAAAGGUGGGGAGAGCAGAGAGGCUGGUUCCCAGGGUGGCCGGCCCGAGGACAAAAGUCACCUUUGUCCCGUGGCAAAGGUGGAUGAUAAGGAAAUAAAACCCAUUGAUACAAAGCACAACACUGCCAAGGCUCCCUCAGAGCUUCCUCACAAGGCAGCAGAUCCAAAACACAGAGCAGCCUCUGCAGCUGCUGAGGGGACAGGGGGACCAGAGGCCACCGUGUCCUGUGCAGAGACGGGCACAGGGAGGUCCCCAGCCCCUGCAGGGACACCUGGCAGCACAGGGAGCAUUUCCACAGCCCCUGCAGGCAAGGACAGGAAGGCUGGAGGGGCUGAGCAGGGCAGGGACAUGAGGAAUGAGCAGAGCUCACCCCAACAGCAGGGCACUGAGCCUGAGGCUGCUGGGACAGCUGCCCAAACUACCCAAAAACAGCCCAGAGAGAACAAAAAAGGUCCCUGUCAGCCUGCAGAGAAGGGCCCUGCUCUCCUGAAGGAUGAUGCUCCUCGUGCUGGGGAGGUUCUCCUGAAGGAUGCUCUGGUGUCAAAGUCUGAGGGGGAUAAACCUCAAGAGAAAACCAAGGAAAAGGAUUCUCAAGCCAAAACCAAAGAAAAGGAGUCUCAGGACACAAAUAAAGAAAGAGAAACUCAAGAUACAGCUAGAGAAAAGGAAUCUCAAGACAUAACCAAAGAGAAGGAAUCUCAAGAAGUAACUAAAGAAAAGGAGUCUCAGGACACAACUAAACAAAAGGAAUCUCAGGACACAACUAAAGAAAAGAAAACUCUAGAAGUUACUAAAGAAGAGGAAUUUCAGGACACAACUAAAGAGAAGGCAUCUCAAGAAAUUGCUAAAGAAAAAGGAUCUCAAGACACAGCCAAAGAGAAGGAAUCUCAGGACACAGCUAAAGAGAAGGAAUCUCAGGACACAGCUAAAGAGAAGGAAUCUCAGGACACAGCUAAAGAGAAGGAACCUCGAGCCCCAAGUAAGGAGACAGAAGAAGAACGUGAGCAGAAAGUGGUGAAAGAGGCAAAGAAAGAGAGAGUGAAGGCAGCAGAGCAGCCCAAGGGCUACAUGAGACCCACCAAGGCCCGAGGGGUGCCAGCCCUGGUGCCAGCCCUGGCGGCCAGAGCCGUGCCCCGGCGGCCGGACAGAGCCAAGGCAGAGGAGCCCAAAGCAGCCGAGGCCGUGAGUGGGAACGACAUCACUGCUCCUCCCAACAAGGAGCUGCCCCCCAGCCCCGAGAAGAAGAGCAAGCCUGCUGCAUCCUCCUCCACUGCCAAGGCGGCGGCGGCGAAAGCCAAGCCCUCGGCCAGCACCAGCCCCAAGCGGCCGAGCUCGGCCACCCCGGGCACAAACAAAAAGCCCACGAGCCCAACUGCAGCUCCUGCUCCAGGCACCACCUCCAAACGCCCCGGCACCAGCAGCACCCGUCCCUCCACCCUAACUCCAAAAGAGACUAAACCAAAGGUCGCGGAUGCGAAGCCCGCGGAGAAGAGAACCUCCCUGUCCAAGCCUGCAUCCUCCACCACUCCCAAAACUCCUUCCAGGAGCUCCUCUGCUGCUCCCCGGACCACGGCACCGUCGCCGGUGACGGCAGCGGCCGCUGCCAAAACCACGGCGGCCACUCCUCCCAAGAGGCCAACGUCCAUCAAGACAGACACGAAGCCGGCAGAUGCCAAGAAACCCCCUGCAAAGUCUCCCUCAGAUUCCAGCCGCCCCAAGAGCGCUCCCGGCGGUGCCACCAAGAGCAGCGCCACCACUCCUUCCCCCGCGGCCUCCAGCGUGCCCGGCGCGGCCCCCAGCCGGCCCAAGCCCAAAGCCACGGCUCCCAAAGCCGCCACGGCCUCCACGGUGUCGGCGGACGCCAAGAAAGCCCCGGCCAAGGCCGCGGGCAGCAAAGGCAGCGCCGGAGCCGCUCCCCGGGCGCCGCGCCCCGCCAGCGCCGCCGGGCCCGACCUGCGCCACGUCCGCUCCAAGAUCGGCUCCACCGACAACAUCAAGCACCAGCCCGGCGGGGGCAAGGGGAAGGUAGAGAAAAGGCCAGAGUCAGCCGCCGCCGCGCCCAGCUCUGAGCCCAGCGCGGGCACUAAAGUGGCUCCUAAAGUGGCAGCAAAAGAGGGGGUCCCCAAACAGCCCAAUGGGAAAGUCCAGAUAGUCUCCAAAAAAGCGAACUACAGCCAUGUUCAGUCCAAGUGUGGUUCCAAGGACAAUAUUAAGCAUGUCCCUGGAGGUGGGAAUGUGCAGAUCCAGAACAAGAAAGUCGACCUUUCCAAAGUGUCCUCCAAGUGUGGAUCUAAAGCAAAUAUCAAGCAUAAGCCAGGGGGAGGAGACGUCAAAAUCGAGAACCAGAAGCUGAACUUCAAGGAGAAGGCCCAGGCCAAAGUGGGAUCUCUGGACAACGUGGGGCACUCGCCGGCCGGAGGAGCCGUCAAGGCGGAGGGCGGCGCGGAGCCGGCGCAGCUCCCGCCGGCCAACGGAGCGGGGCCGGGGCCGGGCGAGCCGCCCGCGGGCCCCGCGCUGCGGGAGAACGGCGUGGGGCCGGGCCUGGCCGCCCUCAGCACCGCCGACCAAAGGGAAAUGCAGAGCCUCGACACUCACAUCCAAGAAACAAGCAUCUAAUGAUGACAUUAUGGUAUCGUCUUCCAUUCCCCUCCUGUCCCUUGUCUCCUCCUCUCCCCGUGUCCCCUUGUCCCCUGCCCUUGUGUCGCUGCAGAUUGAGUCUCACAAGCUGACGUUCCGUGCGAAGGCCAAGGCUCGAACAGACCACGGAGCGGAAAUCGUCGUCUCCAAACCCCCCACCCUUUCCAGCAGCACCUGCCCCCGGCGUAGCACCUCCGCCAGCGACAGCCCGGGCUCCGGCGCCUCCCCGCCACCGCUGCCGCCGCCGGCCGCGCCCUCCCAGCAAGGCUUGUGACCCCCGGCCCCGCUCCGCGCCCCGGGGACCCCAGCUUGGCUCUCUUAUCCCGGCUCUGGCUUUAGGUGGGAAGGGGACGAUGUUCUUGGGCCGGGCCGCUCCGGAGCGCUCGGCCCCGCCCGGGCUGGGGUCCCUCGGCGGCCGGGCGGGCCGGGCAGGGCUCCCCUCCCUCCAUCCUCCCUCCCUCCCUCCAUCCCUCCCUCCAUCCCUCUCCGUGCCCUCCCGCUGGCCCGGGGACUCUCGGGUUGCUGCGCCUCGGGGCCGAGCGGGCAGAGCAGAGCCCCGGGCGGGCCGAGGCCAGGCCGAGUUAACAGGGAUAAGCUGUGAUCUUUCUUUCUGUCUCUUUUUUUAACCCCUUCCCUUCUCGCCGCUUCAGUUUCUGCCGCCUGUGGGAUGCUGAUAAAUCCCCUCCACACUCGUUAGGCUGUUUUAACUGUUGACUUGAACCUUUUAUUCUUUGUGACGAAGUGUUGAUGAUUUAUGGUGUUCGAACCCGUGCUAAGUUUCCUUUUCUCUUUCCUUCUUUUCCGACCCGUAGGAGAGUAGGGACAUUUAACCGCUGCUGCCGUGCUGGCUUCUUACUGACAUAUCCAGCCGUUGUAACUUCUUUGUUGUUGUUUGGGGUUUUUUCUUUUUAAUAUUUUAAAACGAUGGAGCGAGUUCAUGGGAUUAAGCCAUGUCCGGAACGAAAGGCACAGGAAUGUGUAAAGGGCAAACUUGCUGUGAGAGCUCAGGUGGAGCCUGUGUUGACCUCGAGAUGUGUAAUUGAUGCUCGAGAUGCGUUAAUUGAUGCUCGCGAGCCCUCCCCGGGCGCCUUCUGCCGAGGUGGUUUAUUUAUUAACGGCACGGCCGAGCCCUGGCAUUUCUCCCGUUUUUCCAGGGCCGAGGCUGGAGGAGCAGGAGGGCCGGGAGUUGCGAGGCUGCAGCAGGUCCGUGGGGGUGUGGGGAGCGUGUGGGGGUGUGUGGUUUUUGGGGUGAUGAUGGGGGACCCGAGCGAGCGCCGGGAUGAGCAGGGCCUGCAGGGGCAGGGAAGGGCAGCGCUCAUCCCGGGGCGGCAGGGCAGGCUUGGUGCCAGGAGUCGCAGCUCUGACUAGGAAGGAGAUCGAACCACUCUUGGAGCUCCUCGUUUCAAAUGACACUAAAGAAACGAAAUGUAAAUAAAUUAAAACAAAAGAAAAGUGUUCUUGGGUGGUCAAACUAAUUUAAAGAAAAAAAAAAAAAAAAGGCAAGCAGAAUAACAAAACACUGGGAUCAAAGAGAACUGAACCAGGCGUGUGCUAAGGGGGGCUGCUCCAGGAGGGGACAGAGGGAAGCCUGCAGCUUCUCGUGCUUGUGGGAGUGUUUCUUUGGGAAGCCAACAACGACACGAUAACCCGGAAUCUGUAUUUACACACAAAGAUUCUUAUUGCACUUGUAUUUUUUAUAUUAAAGUUUGCAUGGUUUCUAAUAAAAUGGCAUUAAAAUGUACUAGUUUGCAUCAAAGUCGUCUGGUAGUUUCAUAAGUGCUUUUUCAUCUGAUUACAAAUUUAAACGAUGCAGAUUUGCACCUGAAAGGGGCGGUUAUAUAUACCCAGAGACCUCCCAGUGCUUCCCUUCCCUUCCUCCUCCUCCUCCUCCUCCUCCUCCUCCUCCCCCUCCCCACCUUCCACUCCCCUCCGCAUCCCUGUGAUCCCGGCCGGGGAAGGCGGCCGUGCCGUCGCUCCCUGCCCUCCCUGUGUCCCGGUGUCCCGGAGCAGCCCCCGGCCCUGGCUCGGAGGAGGAGCUGGAGGCGGCCCCGCUCCCGCCCUGCUCGUUCCCUGGGUGCCGGUAUAUAUCACUGCCCUCCCGUGACGCUUCCUUCUUUCUGUACUGCUAAAUUCCACACACCAGCUUCAGCUUGGCAGCCUUGCCUUUGGUUUGGUUGAUUUUUUUUCCAACACUUGAAUUGAGGGAAAAUUAGAAGGAGAGGAGAGGAGCAGGGUGAGCCCCUGGGCAGGACGGUGAGCCUGGAGCCUGGUUCCCAGGCUGGAGCCUCCUGGUUCCCGGCCUGAGAGCAGCCAGGGUGGCCUUGGCAGGGCUGGAGCCGAGCUCCAGGCUCACAGCCGGCAGGGAGCAGAGUUUGUGCUGGGUGGAGAUGUUCGUGGGCAACCAAAGAGGCGGCGGAGGCUGAGAUGUCGCGUUUGUCUUGCUGCUCUUCUGGGGCACCCCAGGCCUCUGGUGGCCUGGGAUGUCCCAGGAUGAGAUUCCCGGGAUGUCCCAGGAUGAGAUUCCCGGGAUGUCCCAGGAUGACAUUCCCGAGGUGUCCCGGGAUGACAUUCCCUGGGUGCCCCAGGAUGAGAUUCCCGGGAUGUCCCAGGAUGACAUUCCCUGGAUGCCCCGGGAUGACAUUCCCGAGGUGCCCCAGAUGAGAUUCCCGGGGUGCCCCAGGAUGACAUUCCCGAGGUGUCCCGGGAUGACAUUCCCAGGGUGCCCUGGGAUGAGAUUCCCGGGGUGCCCCAGGAUGAGAUUCCCGGGGUGCCCCGGGAUGACAUUCCCGAGGUGUCCCGGGAUGACAUUCCCAGGGUGCCCUGGGAUGAGAUUCCCGGGGUGCCCCGGGAUGACAUUCCCGGGGUGCCCCGGGAUGACAUUCCCGGGGUGCCCCGGGAUGACAUUCCCGGGGUGCCCCGGGAUGACAUUCCCGGGGUGCCCCGGGAUGACAUUCCCGGGGUGCCCCAGGAUGAGAUUCCCGGGGUGCCCCAGGAUGACAUUCCCGGGAUACCCCAGGAUGACAUUCCCGGGGUGCCCCAGGAUGACAUUCCCGGGGUGCCCCAGAUGAGAUUCCCGAGGUGCCCCAGGAUGACAUUCCCGGGGUGCCCAGGCGAGGCCCCGGGCGAAGGGAGGCAGCCGGUCCCGGUUCAGGGACUGCAGGAGGAAGGCAAGUGGCAACAUUGCACUUUAUCUUCUGAGAUUGCAAAAAUCAAACGAGCCCUGCCCCGCUGCAAAGGGACAGUGACGUCACCUUCUCCCUGCGCUGCUUUUCUCCAAUUUCCGAUGAUUUCCCGAGCGCGGGGCGGCGGUGGCUGCGUGCGGUGCCCAGGCUGUCCCUGCCCAAACCCCGGCCCAGCUGAGCCCCGGCCCGUGCUUCUGUGCCACUUCUCUAACACUUGUUGUGCCUGUGUUUAGCUGAUGAACUAAAUCCAGAUACACUAGUUUGCCGUGGUGUUUCUAGGACAGCUUCAGUUUUAAUACGGAUUUCUUUUUUAACUUUAUUUUGAGGAAGCGGCUGUACAUAUUGCUAGGCUGGGAAGGAGCCGUGUGUGCUGGGAAUGACUUUAGUUUCCUGUCUGGAGAGGUGGGAUGAGCUGGGUAGUGCUGAGACCUUAACGCUGCUGGGGCAGGGGCUGCGGGCGCCGGUGGCUCCAUCGAGGGCUGGAGGCAGCAAACCCGGGGGGAAGCAGGAGCCGAGCUCUGAAUGAGAUGCAAGUUGAAUGUACGCGUUCCCGUCCGGCUUUGGCGCACUGCGGGGCUCUGGGCUGGGCAGGGGCUGAGCGGGGCCAGGCGGGCGCCGGUGGCUGGCUCCGGGCAGGAUGCUGGCGAAGGCUUUGCAGAGCUCGGGGCGAGGAGCGGUGCCCUGGAGGGGCUGAGCUGCCCAAGGGCUGGGGGAAGCGGCGCGGCCGGGUGCGAGCUCCAUCCCGGCGGGGCUGAGCCUCCCCGGGCCGGCAGCGGGCGGAGCCCGGCGCCUCCCGGCAUAUCAGUGGCAUACACACACAGUUCUUUGGGCUUUUUGUACUGUUAAACAGCGACAUUCAAGUAACCGAGUUCGUGGGCUCGAGGCCGCGGCCGCCCCAGGGCGCGGCUCCCGCUCGGCUCCCGGCCGCAAACUGAAUGUAGUUUUUCUACGCUGCCCCCGCGCUGUCCCCGCGUAGUGUGGUGUGUGAGAGGGGCCCGGGCCCUCGCGUGUUCGUGUCUAGGCAGAAUUCCUGCUUUUCUUGGAGCUUGGUGUCGGUGGCGUUCUCGGGGUGACGGGGCUGCCCUGAGGGCAGGGCCGAGUCCCCGCGGAGCCGCGGCCCGGCUGAGGCCGAGCGGCCGCGGCGGAGCUCAGCGACCUCCAGGCUUGGAGAAAUGUCCCCAGGGCCGAGCGGCCUCCAGGCUUGGAGAAAUGUCCCCAGGGCCGAGCGGCCUCCAGGCUUGGAGAAAUGUCCCCAGGGCCGAGCGGCCUCCAGGCUCAGGGGAAAUGUCCCCCAAGGCCUGGUGGCCCGCGGAGCCGGCGGGUGGGGCGGGAGAGGCCCCGGGCGGCAGCAGCAGCAUGGAAAGGGCUCUGAGGGGCUCCGGCUCUCCCUCCUCCCUCCCCGCCUGAGCCCGGCCCGGGCAGCGCUCGCACGGGUCCCGCCGGCCGAGGUCACCCACGAGGCCGCACCGCGCCCCUGCCGAUCCCCGCUGUCCCUCCCGCAGAGCACCGAGCCGGCAGCGAGCGCAGUGACCGCGGGUGGGGGCGUGCGGCCGGGCGGGAGGGCUCGGGGCAGCGCCCCGGAGGGCGAUCCCGGCCCUCGGCUCCCUCCGUGGUCUCGGGAAGCCACUCAACCUCUCUGCCUCAGUUUCCCCAUCUGCAAAGGUGGGGGGGAUUCAAUUUUACCUCACCGGGCUGUUGUGAGGCGCGAGCAGCGCGUGACGUGUUCUCUAAAUGUGACGUGUUAUUAUUAUUUUGUGUCAUAGGAUUAUUCUGCAGGGCGUGCCCGAGGAGGGGGACCGCGCUGUCCCUGCCGAGCUGGGGGAGGCGGGGGCCGGGGAGGGGAGGUCAGUGCUGGGUGUGAGACAGCAGCUCCGGGGCCGGGCAGCGCCCCCGGCCCGGGGGGAGCCCAGCGGUUCCUUCUGCCUUUGUGUCUCCCCUCCCCGGGGGCUGUAAGAGCGUCGUCUCCUUAGCAACAUUUCCUGACUUGAUGUUGUGAUUCUUACUAUUGUAAAGGGUUGAAAUAAAGCUUCUAGAUGUUC
This is a messenger RNA of Pyrgilauda ruficollis (rufous-necked snowfinch), 12360 nucleotides long. RefSeq names its product microtubule associated protein 4 (gene MAP4). Gene Ontology annotation, cellular component: neuron projection. The transcript is spliced from 17 exons. The coding region runs from base 15 to 7118 and encodes 2367 amino acids. Gene Ontology annotation, biological process: neuron projection development; microtubule cytoskeleton organization. Gene Ontology annotation, molecular function: microtubule binding. NCBI's taxonomy places the organism in Eukaryota, Metazoa, Chordata, Aves, Passeriformes, Passeridae. The record is from RefSeq and is a predicted model, not a curated record.